UCCACUUCACUCUGGUGUAUGUGUGCUGGCAGGCAGACAAAUCCCAGGGUCAGUCCACAGACGUUAGGCACAGCGAACAUCAUAAGAGUUGUGCUUAACCGACAUUGAACGGCAGUAUUAUAUUACUUAAGAGCAGAAACCAGUGGAUCUUCUAGAAAGCACCAGUGGACCUCCCACACCAGUGACUGUCUACCAUGUUGUCCAGAUUAAGGACAACCUGGUCUCUGAGGCCGUGCGUCUCUCUUUGCAGAUGGGUCCACACCAAAGAAAAGGGCAAGCCCCUCAUGCUCAGCCCUCGCACCAACAAAGGUAUGGCCUUUUCCCUGCAGGAGCGUCAGAUUUUGGGGAUACAUGGUCUGCUGCCUCCCAAAGUGGAGACUCAGGAAAUUCAGGCCCUGCGCUUUCAGAAAAAUCUCAAAAAGCUGCACGAUCCCCUGGAGAAGUACAUCUACCUGAUGGGCAUCCAGGAAAGGAAUGAGAAGCUUUUCUAUAGGGUGUUGAUGGAAGACAUAGAGGCGCUGAUGCCGAUUGUUUACACUCCCACUGUAGGGCUUGCCUGUACGCAGUAUGGACAUAUCUUUAGAAGACCAAAAGGCCUGUUUAUCUCCAUUCUGGACAGAGGACAUAUCCGCUCCAUCCUCGACAACUGGCCGGACACUAAUGUUGCAGUAGUAGUAGUAACUGAUGGAGAGCGUAUCUUGGGAUUAGGGGACCUGGGUGUUUAUGGAAUGGGAAUACCUGUUGGGAAACUUUGCCUGUACACUGCCUGUGCUGGCAUCAGACCUGAGAAAUGUUUGCCUGUGGUGAUCGACGUUGGGACGGAUAAUGAGACUCUCCUUAAGGAUCCGUUUUACAUGGGGCUGUACCAGAAGCGAGAUCGCUCCCAAGCAUAUGAUGAUCUCAUUGAUGAGUUCAUGGAAGCUGUUGUGGACAAAUACGGGCAGGACACGCUGAUCCAGUUUGAAGACUUUGGGAACCACAACGCGUUCCGCUUCCUUAGAAAGUACAGGGAGAAGUACUGCACCUUCAACGAUGACAUCCAAGGCACUGCGUCUGUAGCUCUUGCCGGUCUGUUAGCAGCUCAGAGAGCAGUUGGCAAACCCAUCACUGAACACCGGGUGCUGUUCCUGGGAGCAGGAGAGGCUGCCCUUGGAAUUGCCAAUCUGAUUGUGAUGGCCAUGAUGGAGACGGGGAUGACCCAAGCUGAGGCCAGGAAGAAAAUCUGGAUGUAUGAUAAAGAUGGCUUACUUGUAAAGGGCAGACAGCAGGAAACGGACUCUAACCAGGAAGCAUUUAUCCAUGAGAGUCCAGGGGAUGUACAGAGCUUCCUAGAUGCUGUCAAUGCCAUCAAACCUACAGCUAUCAUUGGUGUGGCAGGAGCUGGACGUCUGUUUACCCAUGAUGUCAUCAAGGCCAUGGGAACCCUGAAUGAACGGCCAAUCAUCUUUGCCCUGAGCAACCCAACCAAUAAAGCAGAGUGCACAGCAGAGGAGGCCUACACUCUGACAGAUGGAAGAUGUCUUUUUGCGAGCGGCAGCCCUUUCGGUCCAGUGACUCUGAGCGAUGGUCGCGUCCUUACACCAGGACAAGGGAACAACGCUUACAUUUUUCCAGGCGUGGGCCUGGCUGUGAUCCUGAGUGGAGUGAGACACAUCAGUGACACGGUUUUCUUAGAGGCAGCCAAGACACUUGCAGAGCAGCUGACGGAUAAAGAGCUCGCAGAAGGCAGACUCUACCCUCCUCUGUCCAACAUCAGGGAGGUCUCUAUCCAGAUGGCUGUCAAGGUGGUGGAGUAUCUCUAUGCUAAAGGCAUGGCGUUCCACUACCCUGAGCCAGUGGACAAGGACGCCUUUGUGCGGGCUACUGUCUGGAAGACCGAUUAUGAAUCUUUCCUGCCGGACACCUAUGAUUGGCCAGGUGUCAACUUUAGCCCCAAGUCCAUCUAGAAAUAGGGCACACUCACUGUGGCUCAUGUCAUAAUGGCCUUCUCUUCCUUUUUUUCUGCUUUAUACCUAAUCACAGAUUUUGUAAGAUUGCCUUACUUUAAACAUAUGCUUAAAAAUAGACCACAGUAGCCAUGCUGCUACAUUUUCACCAAACCAGUCUUAUUGGAUCUGUGAACAGUCAAAGUGGAAAGUGAAGAGAAGGGCAUUCUCAUUUUAAAUUAAACUUCUCCAUUAUGUGCAUCAUGUAGAAACCUGCACAAAGCCAGAUGGCCACCUGGUGGUGGAAAUGGGCAGUGGUUACAUCUAUUUUCCAUGCUGCUCCAGCGAAAACUCGGCACUAAAUUUGCAUAAAGUAUAUAUAAGGACAGGUAAAUGAUGUUAUGCUGCAUUAUAAACCAAAGUCUGCAGGGACAUUUGGGCCACUCCUGAAGGUUUUUAGCAAAUUUCAUGAAUUUUUUCCCAUCAAUUUUAAGAGCUUAUUGUUUCACUGUAUCUGUAAUCUAAUAAUGACUAAUCUGAUGUCAUUUUUGUUGUGUACAUUUCUGAUAUAUAGCUGUCUUCAGUUAGCGCGCACAAACUCCAUUCUUUACUUGUACCCCGUCUUCUAGUAUUCUUGCAAGCUUGCAAGAAAUUACCUCAAUUUCAUAACAUUUAGUAAUAUCCAGUAUGUAUUUGUGUAUUGCCUUUGUCCACCUUAUAAAUAAGGCUCUGGUCAGUUUUCCUCUUCUCAUUAAUACCCAGUAUAAGACAUCUAGCAGAGCAGAGGACUAAAGAGGAGAGCCUUUCUGUUAGAGACAAACAAAGACCGAUUAACUAAAAUUGAGAUUUUCUGAAGGGAAAAUACAUUAAAGUUAUAUAUUAAAAAAAAUGUAGGCAGACAACCUUUUAACAUCCACUCCAGCCUUUCAUUUGUUUGAUAAAUCGUGUCACCUAAUAUUUAUUUCUUUAAAUUCAUGUUAUUUUGUAUUCAACUGUUUUGAAAAGCCUCUCGUCAACACUCCUUAAGGAAUGGUCUUAUGAAGAAUGUAUCCCAUAAAAUGAACACUUUUGCUUAAGUGUUAUAUGAAUACUUAAGAAAAUAUGUGCAGUAUAAAAUCAUUAGAUACUCAUUUAUGUUGUUAAAUGUACUUUUUUGGUCUGAGUAUUCAGUUGUGUUUUGCACACAGCUGAAUACUCAUGCGUAGUGUGUGGCGUUGAGGUAUGUUGGUUUUGUCUGAGCAGACUGUACAAACUCACAGGCCAAGCUUCUCUCCAAUGUUAACAUCCACCUCGAGGUUAAAACACAGGUUAUGUAUUUUAACACGAGUGUUCCUCGUGUAAUAAGUCUGUUUUGACUCAGCCAAGUGAUGUAAACUGUGAACUGUUUGAAAAUAAUAUUGGCAUUAGAAAAUAGUGACUGAAAAGCCCUGGUUGAUUAAGUUCUUCGUACUGAAUAGUAAUGGUGCCUAAGCGCAUUGUAUAGACUGGCAAAAUAUUUUUGUGAUAAAGUGCAAGUCGGCUAUACUGUGUACAAAUCCACGUGUCAGUUUGAUGUACUGACCUAAUACCAGUAGGACACACUGCUGACCGUUAACCUGCUGAGGUUCUCUGUUAGCUCUUUGUUUUUGCUCAGUUCUGUGACAGAUUGCUGCAUUGUAAUAGCAAAUAAACUAAAGGUAUACCACACAGUGUUUCAUGUAAAAUGCAGGAUUCAAUCUAUGCUCUGAUCAUAUUCAUAAGACUUUAAACUGCUUUACGACAGGGGCAUUGGCAGCAUUGCACAUUGGUCUUCAGAGAUGUGUGUAAAAAUGGAGAUGGUUGACAGGUUAAAGAAAGAAAAGGAGUAUUUUAACAAGGAGAGAGCACCUACAUCAGGAUAGAAAUGCUUCAUGGUUCAUAUGCAGUGAUUGCUCCCUGUAACCAUACCAGCAAAAAGCCUUCUUCUUUUUCCUUUAAACUGUCAUCCAUCGAUUUACACUGUAAAAUUUUAACUCGAGGACCUUCCAACCGCAUACAUUGAAGUGCCUGCACAAAUUACAGUGUCCCUUCAUAGUCACUCCCAUGCCUCAUUAUGUUAACCUCAUAACAUACAGAUAGCCACACUAUAAUUAUUGACAUUAUUGUUUUGUUAUGAAAUGGUGUAACUGUAGCAUUCAGCAUACAGUGCUUUCUCUAAUAAAUGUUAGAUUUAAUGCAAACUUUUCAAUGGUUUUACGAUACGUAAACACUGUAAUGCCAUCGGUGUGUUGCUCACGUGUUUGUUGAGAUGUUGUUGACUGUAAUUGCUGUUUUGUCAGAUGAGUGGUUAGUUCAUGUGACUCUUAGUGGUUUCAGUAUUCAUAAGUAUUCUCAUGCAGUCUGACACUUAUUUUUGGUGCAGUCACGUUUGUAUACCAAAGUGCAGUAUGUUUGUGAUGCUUUAUUAUACUUGAGGUGUGAAAACUCCAGAAUAAAACCUAUUUUUACAUCGG
Oreochromis aureus is the source of this 4396-nucleotide messenger RNA. RefSeq names its product malic enzyme 2, NAD(+)-dependent, mitochondrial (gene me2). Gene Ontology annotation, cellular component: mitochondrion. Lineage: Eukaryota; Metazoa; Chordata; Actinopteri; Cichliformes; Cichlidae. The record is from RefSeq and is a predicted model, not a curated record. Gene Ontology annotation, molecular function: malate dehydrogenase (decarboxylating) (NADP+) activity; malate dehydrogenase (decarboxylating) (NAD+) activity; NAD binding. Bases 195 to 1946 code for a protein of 583 amino acids. The transcript is spliced from 15 exons. Gene Ontology annotation, biological process: malate metabolic process; pyruvate metabolic process.